Spirometra erinaceieuropaei is the source of this 6642-nucleotide messenger RNA. The record is from the annotation of a GenBank genome assembly. Lineage: Eukaryota; Metazoa; Platyhelminthes; Cestoda; Diphyllobothriidea; Diphyllobothriidae.
AUGUUCCGGAGUUUGUCCACUGUUUUGCCCAAAACACAAAAGCAUGGAUGGCUCAGACGUGUUGGACAGGGCUUCGGUAAGGCUUGCUUCAGUUUACCUUGCUAUCGACGUAUUUUUUUGAAAUACCAUCGUAAAAUCUCUCGAUUACAUAUAUUCGUUUGCAUUCUUUUCUGAUAGCAUGGCCAGAUAUACUUUUAGCCGCUUCAGGCAAUAGUAAGCAUUCUAAUUUGCCCCGACGGCAGCGCCCUAUAGGUUUGCGCGGGCCUACACGUGCAAACCUGCACAGUACCCACCCCUUUUCCCCUCAGGGGCAUUUCUGCAGCUCGUAACCCCAGACAUUUAGUAGCCUAUCCAAUCCUGGACGUCUGCAGUUCCGCCCGUCAGAUGGUGCGGGCGUGCGUGUUGGACACCAAAAUGUUAUCAGAGUUUGAAGGGGCCAGUUUCUCUUCUGAAAAUGUCUUCUCAUUUUUGCAAUUCUUUACGUGAUACCCUGAUAGCAAGCCAUAUUGAGGCGAUCUCGAGUAUAUAUCCGUCUUUCGAGGCAUGCAUAUCGGGUUGUUGUCCACUGAUGAAAACACCUUUCUUCGAAUCCCCGCAGCCGUUGGCCUUCUAUGGUGACACCCAGUUUGUUAGACAUGACUGCAGUCUGCUGUGCUAUGUCCAUAUCUGUCAACCGGUCGUCCGACUGCGGUCCCCGGUAGUCUGUAGAAGAAGUCGGUGGAAAGAUGACCUCUUGCCAUCAAAGCGCGAGCGGCCGCCGUCGGAAGGGUAGCUAAGGACUCAUGUGCAUCGUGAUCGUUUACAAUCUUUUCUUUUAAUUUUAAACAGCGUAAGUUAGUGUAACUUACUGGCUGAGAUGGCGACCUUCAUGGAACAGGCGUCGAACGCUGGUGACUGUCAGGGGCUCUGCCAAGUUAGUGUUAAGCCUUCGGCACCCGAGUGGCUUUUCGCAACGUGAAUGACGGUUUCAUUGCUGACAACUCAGACAAAGUCGAGCACUGUCGUGAGCAUUUUAGGCAGCAUCUCAACUUCGAUGUCCAGCCCAUCACAUCCUUGCUUUCCUCUGCAGCGGAGUUUCUUCCCUCUCCAGCCUAUGCAGUGUCAUGCGACCCCUCUUCUGGAAGAGACGUCGCCGAUGCUAUACAAAGGCUACGUAACAACAAGGCACCCGAAAAGGACACUGACCUCCUGGCUCCAUGUGGGGAUUGAACAAGCGUGGAGGCACGAGGUUUCUCCGAUGAAUGGUCCUUAGGCACUCUUGCACCUAUCUUCAGGAAGGGAGAUAAUAAAAGAUGCGAGCACUAAUACUGCAUAAGCCUUAUCGACGUUACAGCGAAGAUCUUCAGUACUGUCCUUCUCAGGCGAUUCCAGACUGCAUGCCUAUAGGACGAGACCCAAUCAGGCUGGAUUCCGUGAACGACGUUGCUGAAUCGGUCGGUUUAUCCAUUAACGCUGGGAAGACUAAAGUGUUUUCAAGCUUCAUCCCUAAUCAGGAGAAGACAGCUCUCGAGAUUGGUGGCCGUCAUCCCGAAGAGGUAGCCAGUUCUCAGUACCUCGGAGCGAGGCUGCUGCCGAAUGGACAGAGUAAAGACGACGUUGUCUCCAGAAUUGAUGCUGCCCGCUGGGUUUUCUCAAGCUUUAAAAUCCCUAUGGAUCUGACGCGACUUCUCCAUCGCCACUAAGAUUCGCGUGUACCGUGCAUUUGUCCGGUCUGCCCUUCCAUAUGAUUGUGAAUACUGAGUUGUGCGGAUAGAGGACGAACGAAAACUGGAGGUAUUUGACCAUCACUAUAUGAGGGCCAUCCUUCGAAUAAAGUACACCGACUUCGCCUCAAAUGAGACAGUCCUCAUUCGCUACGGCAACAUCGUAAGGAUAACUCAGACUGUCCAAGAAAGACGACUGAGGUGGUCUGGGCGUGUUCUUUGUCGUCCACCUCAAGAGUUCAGUGUAACUUCCCUCGAUCCGGCACCGUUACCUCACUGGAGGCGUCAAAGAGGGGGUUAAUUCAAAGCCUGACUCGGCACAGUUCUUCAAAACAUGGAAGUGGUUCCUGGACCUUCGGUACUCGGUGUCCGUCGUUGCAAAGUAGUAUGGGUCGAACUGUCUAGAUCUGUUGCCGCGGAUCGUCACGCGUGGAGAGGUACGGUUCGGGACAUCACUAAGGCCGACUAGAUCAGGCAUGAUCGCAGCCGUACGAAGUAUAAGUAAGUAGUAACUUGCCGGCGAGUAUAUGUUUUCACCACCGGAUUGGCAUAGUGUCUCGUCCAGUGUUGAAUGUAAGAGGCUCCCAACAGCGUUCUUGAAGACAUGUAGAAGUUCUCAAACGUGAGCGCGUGCUAUAUUGCAUCGCAACGUCCAGGUAUAUACACGUGACCACUAUUAAUGAUAAUGGUCCUAGUGUUUGAUGCGUCGUCCAAGCAUCCAGUAUGAGUACAUUCUAAAUCACUUACCAGGAAUGAUGUCUUUCUUUCAUUUCCCCCAAAUUUAAGGGAAGAAAUUCAACUAAAUAAUGCACUUGGAGAGGAGUCUUCCGGCCUGUGUCUCCUCAAUUUCCCGGACCAGUAUUUUGGUCCAGCCGGUGAAUGCGUAUUGAGUAGGACGGCACUUUCUGAAGGAUCUGAACAAUGCUUCAGUAGAUCUCGACUAAAUACGACUAUAUUGAGCUUGAUAACGGCCUUUUAAAGGAUAUCUGAUAUCCACCAGACGAACAGUUUGUCAGUUUGUCACAUUUGACUUUUCGCCGCUUUAAUUUUCGUUUUAUUUUUUGUACUUAGUUUUUGACUCGUGUUGGGUUCCAUCUAACAUCAGGCACACAACAGUGGCCAAGAAAUGCGCACAGCUACAAAACUGAAAACCUAUAUGCCGGUGUAACCUUGUGAUGGGAAAGCGUUUUAAAACCCCAAGAGUAUGACAGGUCGUGUUGCAACGACUAUUAGUUAGAUUAGUGGGUAAUGACAUUAUUGCAUCGGCCUCAAUAGGCUGGGCUACUUGGGACCCACAGAUGGUCCGAACUCGUACCAAUUAUAUGCGCAGAAGAAAGUUAGUGGAAUUUUUCACAGUCUUUAACUGCUACUUGUUCCGAGAUACGGGGAAAUUUAUUCCUGUGCGUCUUCAUAUCUGUUCGUAACUUUCUUGCCUAUUCUAUUAUAACCUUCCUGACCGCAGUGCUGUUUUUCCCCAACCUAAGUGGACUACUUUAAACGCCUCGGAAAUGACUACCUUGCCGUCUUACGUGAUACUGCCGACGACAUUGCAAAACACCCUGGGAGAGCUGGUCUCGUCCUUUUGGCUGGCGCCAGCACCGUUGCUGUCUGUGUUUCCUGCCCCCAUGAGUCCGCCUUCGAUGCCCAACUCCUCAGCUACUCAGUCGAUCUAUGGGACACUCCGAUGGACCUACAGAACCGAUCGGCCGUUGCUCACAUUCAAUCCUGCCUCACCCAUCGUUCUCAUGGCCAACUUCGACAUGCUAACUUUGGUUUCCUGCAUAUUGUUUGGCGCGAUGAUCGCCCUCGGCCUUGUGCUCUCUACUCCGAGAUCUGUCCGUACAACUACCCAGCAGGGGGCGCCAAAAGUCCAAUCCGUGGUCUCCUCAACUGUUUCCUUUAUGAUCAACCUCGGGACCUCCCACCCCUCACUGCUUUACAGCGUAUUUCUCACGUUUUGCACAAUCGCAUCGUGGAUGUGGGGUGCUUUGGGCGAUUUUGGUUUUUGGAUGCUGCCAUGGUUGACUACGAUAUUAAUGCCGAUGAGUGGGCUCAUGAGUCCCCGACGGCUUUGCCAGCAUAGUCUCUCUGACGUCAAGGACAGUGGGGACACUGUACCUUCAUCUUCAAGUAGUCAGAAGGCUGGAGACAGUACCAAUCCUCCGGGAAGCACCGAUAGUGUAUCAGAAUGCGCCAAAUCACCGAAAGGAAAUGAGAGUGAAAAACAGAUAGGUUCAACGGGGCAGGGUGAAACAGACGCAGACGAGUGGGAGGUCGUUGAAGAGACUCUGGUGCAUGUGAAUUGCGUAGGAGCAAUCGAACGUGACCUCAUACAGCCUGGAAGGCAGGUGCUAAUGGUUGAUAUUGACACCGAGACGCCACUUUUGCAGGUGAGUACCUAACAGCAGUUUAGUUCUAUGUACAGUCCUAUAGCGGAGCUGUUGCUUUUAUGGGCGGUGCCUUGUAUUUAUAGUUGCAAUGCACGCAGCCCCACUUCCAGUGUGUUUCAGACAUCUGAAGCGGCUGGCUGACGCACGUUCCAGCCAUCAGAUGUUGUGGGGAGUUGCCGGUAUUUGAUCAAAUAUAUGGAUUACGUGAGCCUGGUAGUCGUCUGGUGGAUUCUAGAUGAAUUACUUAGGAAAUCCUGCUUGGCCAGUCAACUUAUUGUGUCAGAUUUGGUGGAUUCUAGACGUUGCAGUAGGUUGGGCGGGUAACUUGACCCAAAUGCGACUAAAACUCGCGUCUUCCGGCGAGGCCUCGUAGUUCAGGUGGUUAGAGCGUUGGCUGUACUAAAGCCUUCCCCUUACUGUCGUGGGUUCGAAUCCCACCGAGUCGCUGAGUUUUUCAAAGUUAGGUCAGUAUGGAUCAAAUAUAUAUCUGCGACGAAUGAGUACUUAAAUGGUCUGGGUGGUUUUUUCUUCCCUUAAUUAGUGAUCAUCAGUUUUCUAAGCCCACGUCCAGACUAUUUAAAUGUCACCAGGAUGAAUAAAGCCCUGUCGACACCGCACCCAAUUAAAAAAUGACAAUGAUGACGAUGGCUUUGAGGACACUUCACCUUUCAUAUAGGUAACCAGUGAAUCAAUGUUUGCAGUAGAUGCAGUCCGUCUCUGUCCGCUGCUGACCGGUUAAUUUUUUCAGUUAAACAGAAAACAAAUUAUUUAGUCUUGGCGUCCACGUGCCGACGGAUUGCGUUUGACAGAUUUUAAAUCUAGAUGAGAGUGACAUUGCCGUACAGCAUGGGGACACAGAAACGUCUCUUGAAGUUUCUAUAAUUCCCACUACAGAUCCUACAUCUUUUUUAAAUUGGGAAAUGCAUUGAUGAGCGCUGACUCUUGAAUAGUGGAAACUCCUGUAAUGUGGAUUUAUGGAGUUCUCAGGUCAUCCAAACCAACUUUCCGGUAAUAUUAAAGAAAUGUUUAGGCUUUUUGGAAGAAUUUUGCUCCGAACUAGAUUAAAGUCAUAAUGGGCGAUAGGUCAUCACAGCUUCAAGGAGGAGCACCUUAUCCAUCUCGUCCACUUGUUCGCUCGCAUCUUUAAUAAUAACUAAAAAUGGCCACUCGGAAUUGGGCAACUCUUGGAGAAUUUGUUGCCCCGCUGCAUCAAGGUCAUUCGCCUUCCGGGCGAGUUGUUCUGGACGCACUAAUCUCAAUGUUUGGCGUACGUAAGUCCAGUCAGGGACGACCGCCCACGCGCCACGCGGUAACCUUAGUCUUUGUCAUUAGUUAGAGUCCUCCCGUACUCAGCGAAAGAUCGCACCCGGCGCAUUGCUCACUAACCAGAUUCUAAAUAUAGCACUUAUACACCAAUUGUCAGACACCUCUAGUUCUCGCAGUUUUUCAGCAUACAGUAGAUGACUUUGGUUGCGGUUCAUGCGGUCGGGUUUUGCUGUUUUGUCGAAUUUCGGACAGAGUUUCAGGAGACGCCAGAACGGGCUACGUACAGGUAGUGUGGCAUAUUUUUGCCCUGGCAGCGGACGCAAGAUAGACUUACCAUCAUGGAAGAGGCGUGAAUUUUUUUGCAUUUUGGGAUCUUUAAGUUCCUUUUUUGUCUUGAAGCAUUUUGUUUCGGGCCGAACUUCUGGGACGUAGGUGAAGAGCUGAUUGCGCCGGAAUUUCCGGAAUGGACAGUGCUGUUAGAAUGACCAAGACUUGAAACGAUAAAUUUUACCCUAGCUGCUCUUAUAGAGUCCCCCUGAUAUUGACAACUGGCCGACUGUGAUAGUUUAUCGGUCUCAUCACAAAUAAACUGUGUUCAAAAGUUUUUUAAAACUCUUGUCGCGGUCAGAUCUUUAACCACGGUAGUAUCAUCGACGCAUGCAGCCUAGAGCGUCGAUCGGCAAUUGGUGGAGACCGGAUAUUGAUGUUCUUAUGUGCGUGUUCAUAAUUUGGUCGUAGGUAUAUCUGUAGGCGUUUAAGCCCGUUUCUGGACUAUACCCUCUUAGUUUGGAUAACAUGUUGGUGUGUUGCUUGAGAUCGCCAAUAACACGACAGUGUGCGUCAAACUUAACCUUAUCACCAACUUUUCAAAUAACUUCUGUGCUGCCUAACUGUUAUUGACAUUGAAAAAACAAUUAGUUCUGCUAGCCAAAUUUUGUCUAUUUGACCAAUAUCCUAAACCGUUCACAUUGUGAUUUUAAGUGUCUAAAUAACAUCUACUUAUACUGCUACAAGUAACCUUGAGUUUCCCAAUUUUGUUUUAGAUUGGCCAAGCUAUUUUCCAGGGCACUUACAAGCAAGCGAUUGGCACCAGUUUAUUGUUCGAAAAGCACGCCCCCACUUCUGCAAAAGACUCCUCUGAAAAGUCACUCACCGAAAGCAUCGGUGUUUUUUCAAGUUUCCCAAAGCCUUCUUCGCGCCCCCAGUUCACCUAUUUUGGCAAAACUUCUAAAUUACUAGAUCUCCAGCGUGUAUUUUUAAAGCCCAAGGAAAGUGCGGAGUAA